GGGGGCGGGGGAGCCCUGAGGCGGAUGAGGGCGAGGCUGGUGGUGCGCGGUUCUGGCGGUCCCUGAGUUGUGUCUCCCGGGCGGAGUGAGAGGCUCAGGAUGUCGAGGAACUUCUCUGACACAGGCAGCAGAAAAGAACAUGUUAAAAUCACAAGUGAGCCCAAACCAGGGUUCCUGGAGCGGCUCAGUGAGACUUCUGCAGGCAUGUUGAUUGGACUUGUGACAUUUCUUCUGGCUUUCUACCUUCUUUUUACCAACGAAGGACGAGCUUUAAGGACAGCCAAGUCUCUCGAUGAGGGGCUUUCUCUUGUGGUCCCUCUUGACAGCAUCCACAGUAUCUCCCAGCAGAAUGAGGGGAGACUGGUGCACUUAGCUGGAGCUCUGAGUACAUCUAAGCCUUUGUUUGACCCCAGCUAUGGGCUCUCCAUCCAAGCUGUCAAACUUAAGCGUAAAGUGGAAAUGUACCAGUGGGUUGAAUAUGAAGAUUCCAAGGAAUAUGAGGAGAAUGGUGAGAUUAAGAAAGAGACAAAGUAUUCAUACGAUACAGAGUGGAAAUCAGAAGUUGUGAACAGCAGAAACUUUGAUCGAGAAAUUGGACACAAAAACCCCAGUGCCAUGGCUGUGGAGUCUUUCACUGCUGUUUCUUCUAACGUCCAGGUUGGCAGCUUUGUUCUUUCCAAGGGUCUCGUGGAUAAAAUUGAUGAUUUCAAGCAGCUGAGCUUGUCACACCUGGAGGAUCCCCAUGCUGAUGUUACCCGAGGAGGAGAUUAUUUCUAUCACAGCGACAACCCCAGGCGUCCAGAAGUGGGAGACCUCCGUGUCUCUUUCUUCUAUGCAGGUCUGAGUGGAGAUGAUCCCCGUUUGGGCUCUGCUGACAAGGUGACUGUGAUUGCUCGGCAGCGAGGUGAUCAGCUGAUUCCUUAUCACACCAAGUCUGGAGAUGUUCUGGAAAUUCUGUACCCUGGGGACCUCUCUGUGGAGGAGGUGUUUCAGAAGGAGCAUGAGAGUAACACCAUGAAGACCUGGGCCCUCCGUGCAGCUGGCUGGUUCUCAAUGUUUGUGGGCAUCAGCCUGAUGACCCGAAUCUUUUACACAUUAGUGGACUGGUUUCCUGUGGUGAGGGACCUGGUUAACGUUGGCUUGAAGGCGUUUGCCGUGUGUGUGGCCAGCUCGCUGUCCCUGCUGACCAUUGCCGCGGGCUGGCUCUUCUACCGCCCACUCUGGGCCCUGCUCCUCGCCCUGCUCUCCAUUGUCCCCAUCGUGCUGGCCAGAACCCGUGUGCCGCCCAAGAAGCAGCAGUGACAAGGAGGUGCUUGGGUCUUGAGCUGAGUCCUGGUUAGAACCUUCCCAAGUGCAUUUCUGCCUGGUUCCUGCAGCAAGCUUACAGCAAAUCACAGCUCAGCAGCGAGCACUGGAAGCUGGGGAUGGGGCUUGAAUGUGGUUAUUGGUACACGUUAUCCAUAGGACCAUAAGAUGAUGUUUGUGGGAAGUCAGUGGCACCAGCUUUGAGGAAAAAAGCAUUUUGAGUGUGUGUAUUGAUGGUAAGUUAGUGAACAAGCAGAUUUGUACCUCUUACUGCUUAGUAAUUCCCCCUGAUUUGAGACCUGGCAAGUCCUUGCUGGGUGGGGCACCUUGUGUGUUUUAGAGAAAGUGCCAGCUGCAUCCCAUGGACCUUGGUUAGAUGUCCUUAGGAAAUGCGUGUGCCUGCCUGUCUGACAAACCCUCCCUCUGCUGCCUUUUCUUGUUUGCACGGUCAGGAACACUGAUGUGUUUGGCUGAUGUGCUUGGCAGUGUAUGUGUUCAAAGGGAAAACAUAACUUAGGUGAAUUCCACACAAUAUUCAUACAAGUAAACCCUCUUAUUUUGGACUGAAGAUUUUGAAAGUCAUUGAGGUAAUGAGUGGCCAGGUUAUCAGUGCUCUGGGGUUGGGUAGAUUUAUCAGGACUCGUUGAUUUCCCCCAGGUUUUAAAAGUAUCUGAGGUUGUUCUUGGUUAAGCAUCCAAAUGAUAGCCUGGACUAUAUCAUUGCAGAAACGUUUCAAAAAUUUCACUUCAGUUUGCACUUAAAGGGAUACUCAGAGGUCAUUCAUCUGUAAAUAAAAAACCUACUGCCUUGAAACAACAUUGACUUUUAUAACUGAAUGUGUAGUCUUUAAAAUAGUUGGAUUUUUUGCUCUGUAUACUGUUCCUUUCUUUAAUUUCACCUAGUAAGGACAAUGAGCAUACUCUGUGAAAUUAAAUAUGGAAACAUUUUUGCCUGAUUCAUUUCCUUAUAUUUUAGUAGCCUAAAUUGUUAGUUUUGUAUCAUGCCUUGUAGUGUUGUGAUGGCUCCUGUUUAUCUAACCAAUUGAGGUUAGAUACCCUCUUAAGUCUCUCCAAGCUGGAGUCUGACUUCCAGAUGGGUCCUCCUGGAGGUUUUUCUAAGUAUACACAGUUCAGUACAAAAAUGUUUUCAAUUGCAAAAUCUAUUUAUGACCAUCAGAGGAGUGUUCUCUGUACCAAAGGAACUUGACUUGAACAAACAUAGAAGCAAACAUUUGCUAGAAAUGGUACUGAAAUAGAAAUCUGAGUUAGAAAUCAUAAAUGUUUUGAGAAUUUGUAAUUACUUUAUUAAUCCUAAUUACUUUCAUUCUUUUGGUACUUGAAUAUUGUCAGUGUGGUCUCACAGCUGUGUCCUGCUGGUGAAAGCAGGAGCAGAGUGAAGGGUGGGUACAGGAGAUGGCCUUGUAUAUGCACUGGUACAUGGCAGUGCUGCUGCACACUCUUCUGCUGCUCAGCAACACCAGCUCAUGCUCCAGCAGUCAGGAAUUGUGCUCCAAAGGGAGAGAACCUGGGCUUGAACUGCUGCUGUUUUGCCCAUUGAACAUUAACCAGCAUUACUUAUUGGAAAUGAAGCAACAAUUUUCUACAGAAGUGCUGAGCUUUUGUAUAUUUAAUAAAAUACAGUUUUCAAAA
Messenger RNA from Sturnus vulgaris (Common starling), 2954 nucleotides. It is a transcript of the gene TMEM43, whose product is annotated as transmembrane protein 43. NCBI's taxonomy places the organism in Eukaryota, Metazoa, Chordata, Aves, Passeriformes, Sturnidae. Gene Ontology annotation, cellular component: nuclear inner membrane. Gene Ontology annotation, biological process: lipid metabolic process; nuclear membrane organization. The record is from RefSeq and is a predicted model, not a curated record.